AUGGCGUAUGCCAACCCGAGACCAGCCAACUACGUUGCACUAUUAUCGGCGCAGGUGUAUCGGUAUCCAUUCGCUCCGAAUCCGUCAUGGUCAAAGUUUUAUGCAUCGUCCAACGAGAUACACGACUACCUGAAAAGGUUUUCCCGUAAUCACAACCUCGAUCAAUCCAUACACUUCGACAGCAAGGUUGUUGAAGCCAGGUGGUACGAGGCUUCAGGCACAUGGAGAGUCAAGAUCGAGGGCCGAAUAGACGAGGUUGAGUCCGAGAUUCUGAUCAAUGCCGGCGGCAUCCUCAACAACCCAAAAUUUCCCAGCAUCGACGGGUUUUCAAACUUCGCAGGUCAGCAGCUUCACACCGCAAGUUGGGACCCCACAGUCAAACUCGAUGGGAAAAGGGUCGCUAUUAUUGGUGCUGGUGCGAGCGCUGUUCAACUUCUGCCCCAGAUUCAACCAAUUUGUAGUCACGUUGAUGUCUACAUACGAACUCCCUCAUGGAUCACCGCACCUGCUGGGCUCUGCUCCACCGAUCCUGACGAACUCAAUCCUACAUACAACAAGCGGGACAAGGAGCGAUUCUUGGAAGACGAGGAUUCUUACCUCGACACUCGCAAGGAACUGGAGAACUAUUUCAACGGCAACUUCCUCGCAUUCUUCAAAAAGAGUCCCGAGCAGAGGAAACUCAAAACGAAAUACGAGUCACGGAUGAAGGAGCUCAUACCAGAUGAGCAGCUGCGGAAGAAGUUGAUCCCACCGUUCGAAGCUGGAUGCAGACGGAUUAAUCCUGGUGAACAGUAUCUUGUCGCUUUACAGAAACCAAAUGUCCGACCAAUCUUUGAAUCUAUUGAAAAGAUAACUGCUACCGGUGUGGUAUUAUCCGGAGGUAUCGAGCAACCAGCCGACACCCUCAUUGCGGCCACCGGUUUCGAUACCACCUUCAGGCCUCGCUUUCCGAUCAUUGGCCGUGAUGGCGUCAAUCUACAAGACCUGUGGCAUGAUGAACCGACCUCGUACAUGGGAACUGGCGUGUCAGGAUUUCCCAAUUAUUUGACGUUUCUUGGACCGAACACUCCUAUCUCAAAUGGUAGCCUGAUGGGUUCUCUCGAGGCAACGAGUGAUUACUUCAUUCGACUUUUGAGAAAAGUGUUGAGACAGAGGGUCAAGUGUUUCGAUGUAAGAAAAGAAGCCCAGAUCGACUUCGUCAACCACACACAUGCCUACAUGGAAGACAUGGUAUGGACCGGCACGUGUCAUAGCUGGUUCAAAACGAACGGAAAGGUUACGGCACUAUGGCCUGGAAGCUCGCUGCACUACAUCCAAACCUUGGCAGAGGAUCGGUGGGAAGAUUACGAGUGGAUAUACACAGAGCAAAAUCGAUUCAAUUACUGGGGCUCGGGCAUCUCGUGGGUCGAAGACCACUCUGUCGAUCCUCUCGGUGUGGAUGAGAGUGACAGCCGAGCUACAACUGCAACGAUCCCUCGUAAAGGAUGCGACAUAAGCUUCUACCUUCGGAAGCAUGCGCCGCUGUCCGAGAAUGCUAGUUGA
Molecule: messenger RNA, 1542 nt
Organism: Diaporthe amygdali
Lineage: Eukaryota; Fungi; Ascomycota; Sordariomycetes; Diaporthales; Diaporthaceae
Product: sterigmatocystin biosynthesis monooxygenase stcW
Exons: 7
Coding region: 1-1542 (513 amino acids)
Molecular function (GO): flavin adenine dinucleotide binding; N,N-dimethylaniline monooxygenase activity; NADP binding
Source: RefSeq, a predicted model, not a curated record